This is a messenger RNA of Triticum urartu, 885 nucleotides long. The record is from RefSeq and is a predicted model, not a curated record. Lineage: Eukaryota; Viridiplantae; Streptophyta; Magnoliopsida; Poales; Poaceae.
AUGUAUUUGUCAGGGAGGAACGGGACGAGCAUCUCGCCGUCGGGCACCGACCUCGCCUCCAACACCACCACCUCCUCCACAGACCCGGCAGAAACCGCCUCGUCCUCGUCGUACUUCCUACCCGAGCUGAUCCCACUGGUCGCGAGCCGGCUGACGACCCUACAGGAUUUCUUCGCCCUCCGCGCCACCUGCCGCACCUACCGGGCUCUCCUCCCGCUGUCGCCGUCCAACCUCGCCUCCCAGGCUCUGCUCCUCCUCGUCCCCCACAAGGCAUCUUCCUCGGAAGCCCUCUUCCACAUCCCACUCCGCCGCAUCCUCCGCUUCCGCCUCCCCCGCACCGCCCUAGCUCAACAUGACCCCAGCAAUGACGAAUUCGAUUCCUUUGGUUGCCGUGUCGCCAUCGAGGACAGCGAUGCCGUGGGCAGCCACCGCGAGCUCCACAUCUGCCACCUCUUCACAGGCGAGCGAGUCCGCCUGCCCAAUCCCCUGAAGUACUACGAAGGAAUCAUCUUUGCCGGCGACCUCAUUCUCACCUUUAAUCGAUACCAUUACCACCACACCGUCCACUACUGCCGCAUUGGGGACAAUCGCUGGCAAGAGGCGUGGUGCGAUGAAGGCUACAGGUUUCGUGACCUGAUUUUCGUGAAAGGCACCCUCUACGCAUUGAUCUAUCCAAAUCACAGCCUCGCUGUCGUCGAGCUUGACAACACUUCCGCGGUACUGUCGUUUCUUGGAGGUGAAUCGAGUGCAGAAAUAGUUGAAAAUUCUUCGAUGUUGAGGCUAGCAGAGUGCCGUGGUGAGCUAUUGCUCAUUAGUGCUGUGAGGUUCAGGGCUGGUCCUGAGAUUUUGGGGGCCCGGGGCGAACCUAAAAUCCGGGGCCUUUAG